AUAGUUGAAGCUUGGCAUAUGAGUUUGCAACAAAGUUAGUAACACUGAAAAUGGCACUUCAUAUUUCCUUUCUUCCCCAUCUUUUGUACUGCUCUUCAAAACAGAGCCUUCCACAAAGGGCUCUGCAUAGCAGCUUGUACCUACAUUGCUCCUCUGUCAAGCAAGAUUCACAGCGUACAGCUCAGAGACGAUCAGCCAAUUACCAGCCAACUACUUGGACUUCUGAUUUUGUGAAAUCCUUGACCAAUUACAAUUGGGAUGAAAUACAUGAGCAGAGGGCAAAGAAAUUAAAGGAGGAGGUAAGGGCUAUGAUUGGGGAUGAAGAUGUUAAUCCAUCAACAAUACUUGAACUCAUAGAUGACAUCCAACGGUUGGGGUUGAGCUAUCACUUUGAGGAGGAUAUUAGAAGAGCACUUAAUAGAAUAAUGUUUGUCCAAGGAACUAAUGUUAGAUUAGAGAAGGGUGUUCAUGCCACUACCCUCUACUUCAGGCUCUGUCGACAACAUGGUUUUGAGGUCUCUCAAGAUGUUUUUCAGAAAUUCAAGGACCAUGAUGGCAACUUUAGACAGGGGCUAUGUGAGGAUGUGAAGGGAUUGCUCAGUUUGUAUGAAGCUUCUCAUCUUGCUUUUGAUGGAGAAAAUAUCUUGGAUGAGGCCAAAGUAUUUACAACCAAACAUCUCAAGGGCAUAAAGGGAAAUAUUGACACAACCCUUAUGCAACAAAUAAAACAUGCUUUGGAGCUUCCUUUCCACCAUAGGAUGUUGAGGCUAGAAGCUAGGUGGUACAUUCAAGCAUAUAGUGAGAGAAGAGAUGCAAAUCACUUGUUGCUUGAAUUAGCCAAGUUGGAUUUCAACAUGGUGCAAUCUAAACUCCAACGAGAGCUCCAACAAAUGUUAAGGUGGUGGGAGGAUAUAGGCUUGACAAACAAGUUGAGUUUUGCUAGGGACAGACUCAUGGAAUGCUUCUUUUGGACUGUCGGUAUGGCUUUUGAACCUCAAUUCAGUUCCUGCCGAAAGGGGCUGACGAAAGUAACCGCUUUGAUCACCACGAUUGAUGAUGUCUACGAUGUUUAUGGAUCGUUGGAUGAACUAGAACUGUUCACAGCUGCUGUUGAGAGAUGGGAUACAAAUGUUGUGGAAACACUUCCAGACUACAUGAAGUUAUGCUUCCUAGCUCUUUACAACACUGUCAAUGAAAUGGCUUAUGACGCUCUUAAACAGCAUGGGGUCAACAUCAUCCCAUAUUUGACUAGAGCGUGGGCAGAUUUAUGCAAAGCAUUCUUGGUGGAAGCAAAAUGGUGUUUCAACAAAGAAACUCCAACAUUCGAGGCAUACCUUGAUAACGCAUGGCGUUCAGUAUCAGGGGCUGUAAUACUAGUUCAUGCCUAUUUUUUGAUGACUAAAACUAUUACAAAAGAGGCACUGGAUAGCUUACAGGCAUACCAUAGUCUUUUGGAAUGUUCAUCCAUUAUUUUCAGACUAACCAAUGAUUUGGGUACUUCCAAGGCCGAGUUGGAGAGAGGUGAAUCGGCAAAUUCAAUCUUGUGUUAUAUGAAGGAGAAUGGAGUUUCUGAACAAGUUGCUCGGAAGCAUACAAGCAAUUUGAUUGAUGAAACAUGGAAGAAGAUGAACAAAGAUCGAGUAAUUGAUUCUCCAUUUGAGAAAUCAUUUGUUGAAACCACUAUUAACCUUGCUCGGAUUUCCCAAUGCACGUAUCAACACGGAGAUGGGCAUGGAUCUCCAGAUUCUCAAGCAAAGAAUCGAGUCUUAUCAGUGAUAAUCGAACCCAUUCCUCUCAUGGAGAAACAAAAGUUGAUAAGGAGUUGAGCCAAAGCUAACAAAAAAGAGCUGAGUCAAAGUCAAGAAGAGAGCUUAGUUAUAACUAGGGUUAGAUUGGUUUGGUUAGUUGUAAUCAUGGCAUCCUUUUAUAUAAAUAAAGUACAAACUCUAUAAUUGUGAUUGAUUGAAUAAUAUCUUCUGUAGAUUUAGUUUUUCUUUAUGCUUCUUAGCAUGCUAACCCAUUUGCAGUAUCUGUUCUGCCUGUAGCUCAGCUUACUACUCACCAUCUAACUCAACUUGCUCAUCAGUCUGCAGUUUCGACUGCUGCUUUGCCUCUAGUUCAGUCUGUUUCACACACAGCAGCUUUACCAGUUUCUGCUGUCCCUUCUUCUCCUUAUAUUUCUUCUUCUCCAUCUUCUCAGAUCCCUAUUUCUUAUAUUUUUAUUCAUUUUCCUACUCUCUCAUCUGCCUCUCACUUUAUCUUUUCUACUAAUACUCACCCCAUGGUUACUUGGUCUAAAUCUCAUCAUCCUACUUAUUUCCUCACUUUUACUAAUCUUCCUUCUUCUGAUCUGGUUGAGCCUCAAUCUUAUCAAGAAGCUGCUCAAUCAGUUACCUAGACUGUUGCCAUGGUUGAUGAAUACACAUCUUUAAUGCGACAAGGAACUUGGGUUUUGGUCCCUCUUCCUUCUACCAAAAGCUAUUGGUUGCAAAUGGGUUUUUUGUCUCAAGAAAAAUUCAGAUGAUACAAUUGUUUUGUACAAAGCCAAAUUGGUUGCCAAAGGAUUUCUCCAAACUGAAGGUAUUGAUUAUUUUGAGACCUUUAGUCUAGCAGCAAAGCAACCUACUGUUAGACUUCUCUUAUGUUUAGCUCUUCACUUCAACUGGUCCAUCAAACAACUUGAUAUCUUCAAUGCUUUUAUAUGCAUCAACCUCUUGGUUUUGUUGAUAAGGAGCAUCUAUCCAUGGUUUGCAAUUUGCACAAAACUCUUUAUGGGCUCAAGCAAGCUCCCGGAGCUUGGUUCUCUACUUUUUCUACAUUUCUUCUCAAGCAAGGCUUCUAGGCUAGUCAUUGUAAUUCAUCCUUAUUUGUUAAGAAGACUUCUACCGCCAUCACUAUUCUCUUAAUAUAUGUUGAUGAUAUUCUUCUCACAAGCAGUGAUCCUUCUUAUAUUUCCACCCUUAUCACUCAGAAGCACUCUAGUUUUUCCAUGAAGGAAUUGGGUCUUCUUGACUAUUUUUUGGGUAUAUCUGUUACCUCCUCUGCCUCAGGCUAUUUCAUGUCUCAGAAGAAGUAUGCUACUAAGAUUUUGGCCAAAGCUAGUAUGACAAAUUGCAAAUCUACCCCAUCUCCUAUGCCUCUCAAGUCUACUGCUUCUACUGAGGAUUUGCCCUUCUUUCGGCCUUCCCUUUAUCAUAGUCUUGUUAGUGCCCUGUGUUGAGUUGGCUACAGAUUCUGGCCAUGUGAAGGAAAGUAGCAGCCAGCUACAUGGUGGGGAAGCCAUGAGGCCAUGUGAGUUGGCCAUGAGGCCAUGAGGCCAUGAAGCCUCAAUCUGGAAAGCCACCGAAAUGGGCUGGCAGCCAGCUCAAUUAAUCUUGCAUUGUAAUCUCUAUAUAUAGAGAAGCUAAGGAGAGUUGAGAAGUACAGCUGAGAGGUGUGAG
Camellia sinensis is the source of this 3440-nucleotide messenger RNA. Its product is annotated as tricyclene synthase EBOS, chloroplastic. Gene Ontology annotation, molecular function: terpene synthase activity; magnesium ion binding. NCBI's taxonomy places the organism in Eukaryota, Viridiplantae, Streptophyta, Magnoliopsida, Ericales, Theaceae. Gene Ontology annotation, biological process: diterpenoid biosynthetic process. The record is from RefSeq and is a predicted model, not a curated record.